Molecule: messenger RNA, 1488 nt
Organism: Thlaspi arvense
Lineage: Eukaryota; Viridiplantae; Streptophyta; Magnoliopsida; Brassicales; Brassicaceae
Source: the annotation of a GenBank genome assembly
AUGGCAGCCGGACACAAUUACCGGGGAUAUGAUCCCUAUCCAUCUGCUUAUAUAAGACGUUUCCAAGAUUGCAAGCUUACACUCCCAUACUGCACAGCUACCACCAGGCAGAGCACUCAGGACAAGAUCCAACAAAACAAAAUGUCGGGCACAGAUAAUUACGGUUAUGACACUCCGGCGACGGCGCCGCCGAGGAGGGGCGGUGGUGCGGGCUAUGAUGCGCCGGAGGGGGUGGACAUAAGGGGAAGAUACGACCAAGAGUUUGCAAAAAUUCUAACUAGGGACGCCCUGCAGUUCGUGGCUGACCUGCAGAGGGAGUUCAGGGGCCACAUCAAGUACGCUAUGGAGUGUCGAAGGGAGGCAAAGGCAAGGUACAAUGCAAAGGUCAUGCCAGGUUUCGAUCCGGCGACUAGGUACAUCCGGGAGGGGGAUUGGACUUGCGCUCCACCUCCUCCGGCAGUGGCGGAUCGGAGGGUGGAGAUCACGGGGCCGGUAGAGAGGAAGAUGAUCAUCAACGCCCUAAACUCAGGUGCUAAAGUCUUCAUGGCUGACUUUGAAGAUGCACUCUCGCCAAACUGGGAAAACCUGAUGAGAGGGCAAGUGAACCUCAAGGAUGCUGUGGAAGGAACCAUAAGCUUUCAUGAUAAGGCUAGGAACCGGGUCUACAAGCUCAAUGACCAGAUUGCUAAGCUUUUUGUCCGCCCUAGAGGAUGGCACCUGCCUGAGGCUCAUAUUUUCAUUGAUGGCGAGCCAGCUACCGGUUGCCUGGUGGACUUCGGCCUGUAUUUUUAUCACAACUAUGCAACAUUCAGGAAGACGCAAGGUGGCGGGGAAGCAAGGAUAUGGAACAAUGUGUUUGAGAGGGCUGAGAAAACGGCUGGAAUUGAAAAGGGGAGCAUCAGAGCCACUGUUUUGAUAGAAACACUACCUGCUGUGUUCCAGAUGGAUGAAAUCCUCUACGAGCUAAGGGAUCACUCCGUCGGUUUGAACUGUGGAAGAUCUCCUCAUCAGGACCUGCCAUCGCCGUGGCGUGCAUGCAAUGGGAGGCAUGCUCAAAUUCCAAUUAGAGAUGAUGCAGCAGCUAACGAGGCGGCUCUGGAGCUGGUGAGGAAGGACAAGCUAAGAGAGGUAAGGGCAGGGCAUGAUGGAACUUGGGCAGCCCACCCUGGGUUGAUUCCAGUCAUCGUGGAAGUCUUCAACAACCACAUGGGCAAUGUGCCUAACCAAAUCCAAACGGUGAAGCGAGAAGAUGCAUCGACCUUGACUGAAGAAGACCUUCUGCAGAGACCUGUAGGGGUCCGAACCAUGGAAGGACUCCGGCUCAAUGCACGCGUUGGGAUCCAGUACUUGGCUGCCUGGCUCACUGGAACAGGGUCAGUUCCUCUAUACAACCUCAUGGAGGAUGCUGCCACAGCUGAGAUUAGCAGAGUUCAGAUUUGGCAAUGGUUGAAGUAUGAAGUGGAGCUGGAUGGAGAUGGUCUUGGGUGA